Suncus etruscus (white-toothed pygmy shrew) is the source of this 793-nucleotide messenger RNA. It is a transcript of the gene SNAP29, whose product is annotated as synaptosome associated protein 29. Gene Ontology annotation, molecular function: SNAP receptor activity; syntaxin binding. The coding region runs from base 18 to 755 and encodes 245 amino acids. The transcript has 5 exons. The record is from RefSeq and is a predicted model, not a curated record. Gene Ontology annotation, biological process: exocytosis; synaptic vesicle priming; synaptic vesicle fusion to presynaptic active zone membrane. Gene Ontology annotation, cellular component: SNARE complex; plasma membrane. Lineage: Eukaryota; Metazoa; Chordata; Mammalia; Eulipotyphla; Soricidae.
CACUUGCUCUUGCUCCCAUGUCGGCCUACCCUUCCAGCUGCAACCCGUUCGACGACGAUGGCGAGGACGAGGUGGCCCGCCCGCCCGCCGAUCGGCAGCAGGCCCUGCGACAGGAGGUGAUGCGACGGGCCGAGGCCACGGCCGCCAGCUCCAGCAGGUCCUUGUCCCUCAUGUACGAGUCCGAGAAAAUCGGGGUGGCCUCCGCCGAGGAGCUUGUCCGUCAACGAGGAGUCUUAGAACACACAGAGAAGAUGGUAGACAAGAUGGACCAAGAUUUAAAGACAAGCCAAAAACAUAUUAACAGCAUUAAGAGUGUGUUUGGGGGGAUUGUCAACUAUUUCAAACCCAAACCUGCAGAGACCCUGGCCCAGCAGAAUGGCAUGCUCCCCUCCCAGACCAAUAAAAGCCAAAGAUUGCAAGAAGCCAUCAGUACAAGUAAAGAACAGGAAGCAGCGUACCAGGCCAGCCACCCAAAUCUCAGGAAGUUGAAUGACUCAGACUCUGUCCCUGCCGGGACUAGUUCUGCAACGAGUUCCGAAACUUACCCAAAAAAUGCUCAACUCCGUGCCUAUCAUCAGAAGAUCGACAGCAAUCUAGAUGAGCUCUCCUUAGGAUUGGGCCGGCUGAAGGGCAUAGCACUGGGGAUGCAGACAGAAAUUGAGGAGCAAGAUGACAUUCUGGAUCGCCUGACAAACAAAGUGGAGAAGUUAGAUGUCAACAUACAGAGUACAGAAAGAAAAGUUCGACAACUCUAAAGACAAGGAUAUCUGCCCCCACUCUGAUGAAAGAGAUU